AUGCCUGCCGAUUUUGUUCACACUAGAAAAUAUGUCGUGCAUGGAAAGGCGCAUUUUGUACUAGGAUUUUGCUUCUUGUCUCUUAGCGAGUUUAGUUUUUCUAUUUUGCCGGAGAAUGGUAAUUCAAGGCAAAGGUUGCCUUCUUCUGAAGUGCUAGAGCACCGAGUUUCAGGGUCAGGUGGGGACACCUUCAGCGCCAGUUCCAUCACCAAGAUUACCGCGCUGGAUGAGAUCUUUAUUUUACUUGGAUUCUUCUUAGAUAUUGCGCUUGGGGAGGCUGUUAUUGUGUUUUCCGCUCGUAAUGAGUAUUUAGGUGAGCACUUGGGCGGACAAAAGCCUUUGGGCUUUUUUGUGAGGGUACCUGGCUAUCGAAUUGAUGAAUCGGACUAUCUUGCACAAGACGGGAAGAGAGGCAUUGAUCAAGAAUUCUAUAUGAAAGGAUACGGAUCAUAG
This is a messenger RNA of Lindgomyces ingoldianus, 453 nucleotides long. RefSeq lists its product as uncharacterized. NCBI's taxonomy places the organism in Eukaryota, Fungi, Ascomycota, Dothideomycetes, Pleosporales, Lindgomycetaceae. The transcript is spliced from 6 exons. The record is from RefSeq and is a predicted model, not a curated record. The coding region runs from base 1 to 453 and encodes 150 amino acids.